AAUAAAGAAAUUAGGGUUAUUCCUGUAAAACAAUAUAGCCUAAGUUACUCCAUUUUAAAAUCAUGUUAAGGCCUUAUUUUACUCUGUAUAACCUGAGUAUAUAAUUUAGCUGACAGUUUAAGGAGUGUGAGAACAGGAUGUGUGGUUCCUGUGUUUUUAGAGGAAGUUGUGUUCUUGAGAUGUCCAGGUCGGCUUGACCUCGUUAAGAAAGGGAAGUGCGUAUAUGCUGAUAUUACUUGUUAUGCUGAUAUACACGUGUAAGCAAUAUUUUUAAGUAGGGUAUUUUUAUGUACUGGAAUUAUGGGGACUUUCCAUAAUGGGAAUAUCAUGUGUUCAUGUAUUAUAUAAAGUCUGAAAUUGUACUCAAGGGACAUGCUUGUAUCCUGUAAGAUGUAACCUGAAAAUUGUAUAAAAGACGGCGAGAAAGGAUGGCAUUUCCUGUGUAUCACAAUUGGCGCUGAACAGGGACUUGAGGACCUUUCGUCUGGUAAGCAAAUAAAUCUAAAAAAGCGCGCUAAACACUGUUUUGGUGUUAAGGUUUGUUUUCUUGCCGGACGGGAGUAGCUUCUCUAAUCAACCCUGGGACGGAGACUUGGAGAUCAGGACAGGAGAUAGGAGGAACGUUCGGGGGACUGCACUGGGAGUCUAAAGGAUUAUUGGCGCAAACUCCACCGCUUGAUUUUCAAAUCCAUGAAUAUAAGAGUGGAGACUGGGUCCUGAUUAAAGCACUUAAGGAGAAAAAGUUGCAAUCGGUGUGGAAGGGACCGUUCCAAGUUUUGCUGACUACUGAAUCGGCUGUGAGGACAAAGGAACGAGGUUGGGUGCAUUAUUCAAGAGUGAAAGGACCGGUGUCUUCGCCAUAUGGAUGGACGGUGGAUGCAAAAUCUACGGAUCCGUUGAAACUGACCUUUCGUAGACAACCCUUAGAUGAUUGAGGACCAAUGGAUGGAAGAAAAGUUUUAUGAAGAAUUUUGUAUUUGGUUAGGAGUGAUAUUGAUUUUUGUUAUAUUUUUGAUUGUAUUAAGAAAAGAUAUAAUUGAUUGGUGUAAAUCUAUGCUUUGGUAUCCAGUGGAUGAAAGUUCACCUCGACAGUUUGAUACCUUGGUGGUAAGAUAAUAACAUUUUAUCUUUUUGAAAGCUAUAUUGGAGAGGGGAAUUAGUCCACUAGGAAGAUGGGGUAUAUGGGGUUUCUGUUUAUUUUAUUGAAGGUGCAGAUAGGGAUGGAAAAAGAGAUGUUGGCUGUGUUACAAGAUUAUCCAAUAACAUGGCAGCAGUUAUGUUUCCAUACUGAACUUGAGCACCGAUAUUCUUUAAUAGAGACACUGACCUUGAUAGAGGGUGCUGAAGAAGCUGAUAUAUGUAUAAGAUCAUCUUUUGUUGAUGGGAUACCCUUGGGCAGAUAUGCUAACAUAUGACAUUACCACUAAAUACACUGAUUUGUCAGAAAGAAUGGAGUUUUUAUAUAAUCAAUGUACUGAUCUUUAUGGUAAUCAUACUCCUUCAUAUAAGAAGUUCCGUAUUUUGGAGGAGGGAUUACAUUUUCCAUAUUUUGAAAUAAAGGCCCCUUCGAAGUUAAUGUUUUUAUGUGGAAAUUUGGCUUUGCCUAAAUUGCCUUAUUUUUGGAAGGGAAGAUGUGCUGUUGGUUAUCUUAAAGCACCUUUACUACAUGCCAGACGUAUUGCUGAACGGAGGACGAGAGAAGGCAAUGUAUUUCUGGAUUUAAUGAAGGUAGCUUUGAACAGUUCUUCCUUUUGUGUCAGAGGUGAGACAACUGUCUCUGAUAUAAUGGCUAUAUGCUUUGUGGGGGUACCAGUACCGGGAAAGUUUUUGUUUGAGGAAGCAAAUAUUGUAAUAGAGCCAAAUAAUCUUAAUUUGUCACAUAUUAUAACAUUAUUUGGGAGUCCACAAAAGCCAACUAAGUGGACAAAUCAGAAGAAACUGGUGAUUGAAGUUAAGACAAUAUUGCCAGCAUAUGAUUGUGUAAUAUAUAAACAUCCUGAGAAGCGACCGGAGAAGGUAAUAUAUGUUCCUGUGCCUAAUAAAAAGGUUUUUCACUGCUCAGAAACGGAGGAAGUGGAAGCUAUAAAUCAGGUUCUAUAUUUGCCUAAAGGUUGGUUUCUCUUUUGUGGGUUAUAUGCUUAUGCAUAUAUUCCAGCACAUGCAGUAGGUGGUCCUUGUACUAUUGGCCGUUUAACUACUGUUAUGGCUGUUGCACAUUUUAAAGAUAUAAAUUAUAAAACAGAGUUUUAUUAUGAGAUGAUGAAUGCAAGUCUGUAUCAUACUGACCGUGUUCAGAAAAAAGUAAUGACUAAAGUAACUACACAUUUAACAUAUGUAACUGAGAAUACAGCUUUCAAAGAAGUUUGGGGUAUAUUAACUUCAUGGUUACCUAGCUUUACAUGGUUAAGGGAAUUGUUUGUAGGCAUAUUAUUGAUUGAAGUUAUAUGUCUUAUUUCCUGUCUUUGUAUUAAAUGUAUACCUCUUUGCUGUAAUGUUUGGAAGUGUUGCUGCCAAAUAAAGAAGCAAAAGAAAUUAGUUGAAGAUUCGCAUGGUGGCUUGGGAAGAAGAGAGGUUUCUAUAAUGUUGCAAGAUAUACAUAGUUUCCAGGAAUAAAACUGAUAAAGAGAAGAAGGAGGGAUUGUGAGAAAUAAAGAAAUUAGGGUUAUUCCUGUAAAACAAUAUAGCCUAAGUUACUCCAUUUUAAAAUCAUGUUAAGGCCUUAUUUUACUCUGUAUAACCUGAGUAUAUAAUUUAGCUGACAGUUUAAGGAGUGUGAGAACAGGAUGUGUGGUUCCUGUGUUUUUAGAGGAAGUUGUGUUCUUGAGAUGUCCAGGUCGGCUUGACCUCGUUAAGAAAGGGAAGUGCGUAUAUGCUGAUAUUACUUGUUAUGCUGAUAUACACGUGUAAGCAAUAUUUUUAAGUAGGGUAUUUUUAUGUACUGGAAUUAUGGGGACUUUCCAUAAUGGGAAUAUCAUGUGUUCAUGUAUUAUAUAAAGUCUGAAAUUGUACUCAAGGGACAUGCUUGUAUCCUGUAAGAUGUAACCUGAAAAUUGUAUAAAAGACGGCGAGAAAGGAUGGUAAUUGCUCCCUCACUUUGGGGGGGACCUUUGCAAAGAAAUAAUUAAAUAAACUAUAUUCUUGUCUUGUC
This is a messenger RNA of Pantherophis guttatus, 3148 nucleotides long. The record is from RefSeq and is a predicted model, not a curated record. NCBI's taxonomy places the organism in Eukaryota, Metazoa, Chordata, Lepidosauria, Squamata, Colubridae.